AUGGAGCCCGGCCCCGACGCCGAGGAGGAGCGCACAGUGCGCGAGGCGCUGGGCCGCUACGAGGCCGCGUUGGAGGAUGCGGUGCGCGCGCUGCACGAGGACAUGCAGGGGCUGCAGCGUGGCGUGGAGCGGCGGGUGGCCGAGGCGCUGCGCCUGGCUGGCCCUCUGGCGCGCACCGUGGCCGAUCUGCAGCGCGACAACCAGCGGCUGCAGGCGCAGCUCGAGCGCUUGACGCGCCAGGUGGAGGCGCUGGGCUUGGCGACAGGGCUGUCCCCCGCGCCCGGCACGCCCAGCACGCCCAGCCCUCCGCCAGCGCCCGGGGUUCCGGAGCGUGCGCCCCGCCUGGGCACCGCACGCUUCGCCAGCCACGCCACCUUCUCUCUUUCCGGCCGCGGCCAGAGUGUGGAUCAGGAUGACGCCGGGGAGCCGGAGCCCAGGAGGGCCGCCAACGCGUGCAUCCUGGAGAACGGGCACCAGCCAGGGGCAGGUCCAGGCGAUGGACACUCUGAACUUGCUCAGACCUUCCCGGCACCGGAAGCCCCGAAGCCUCGCCCCGUGAGCCUCUCCUUGCGGCUGCCCCACCAGCCAGUCACGGCUGUCACUCGAGUCUCCGAGAGAUUCUCUGGGGAGACAUCAGCUGCAGUGCUGUCACCCACAUCUGCUGCCAUCCUGGGGGGCUGCAGUCCCAGCCCCAGCGAGACCACCACCCCCUGGACUUCCAGUCCGAGUGAAAAGACUCCCUCUUUCUCCCGGUCUCUGCCCAGCUCUGGCUACGGGGUGGUGACGGCAGGCAAGCUCAAUGACAGCCCACCACUGGUGACGCCACCCCAGUCACCUCCAUCCCCCCCGCCGCCACCGGUGCCGGCCACGACUCAGGCCCCUCGCCAGGGGGAGCGCCGUCGGGAGCUGGUGAGGUCGCAGACACUGCCCCGUACCUCCAGUGCCCAAGCUCGCAAGGCGCUGUUUGAGAAGUGGGAACAGGAUACGGCGGGCAAGGGGAAGGGGGAGACCAGGGCCAAGCUGAAACGGUCCCAGAGCUUUGGUGUGGCCAGCGCCAGCAGCAUCAAGCAAAUCCUGCUCGAGUGGUGCCGCAGCAAGACCGUGGGCUACCAGCACGUGGACCUGCAGAACUUCUCCUCCAGCUGGAGCGACGGCAUGGCCUUCUGUGCCCUGGUACACUCCUUCUUCCCCGAUGCCUUCGACUACAACGCCCUGAACCCCACGCAGCGGCAGAAGAACUUCGAGCUGGCCUUCAGCAUGGCUGAGAGCCUGGCUAACUGUGAGCGCCUCAUCGAAGUGGAGGAUAUGAUGGUGAUGGGCCGCAAGCCGGACCCCAUGUGUGUCUUCACCUACGUCCAGUCUCUCUACAACCACCUGCGGCGCUUCGAGUAAGGCCCUCGGGCCUGCAGAGCCCCAGAUGCGAGCCUGGGAAGAGCCCGGGGCCGCCCAUGGCCCCCGAGUCAGGACAACCCCUCAGGAGGAGCUGCCUCCCGGAGAGGACACGCUGUGACCGCCCCUCACGCCCAGCUGGGCCCCGACUUCGCUGUCACAGCCAAAGGCUCGGAGGCACAGGGAGAGAAAUUGGUGCUAAGGGAUGCUCUUCCUCCAGGAAUGCCUUCUUUGUAGAUUCUGGAAGUUGAAUUACCAUCUUCCCCCAGGGGGUUUUGAUACAUUGGCUGGACAGGGUUUGUCAAUCACCCCGUUUUUUUUUUUUUUUCUUUUUUAAUCAAAAUACCCAGUGUUUUCUACUUCCUCACACCAUCGUAGCUCCCUCUCCUCCCUCUCUGUGGGCCCCGGCCAGGCAACAGAGGGACGGCUUUGUCAGCAGUGUGGCGAGAAGCCCGAAGCCCGGGGAAGGAGCAGCUUCACCACCUCCAGGUUCCGCCAAGUCACUCCCGCGCCCUGGGAGGUGGGAAGGCCUUUGCCUUGGUCCCGAGUUCCCCUGGUCUUCCCAGGAGGCCCCACACGUGUGUGGCUAAGGACGGGCUCCUGGGAAGGUGGGGCUUUGGAGGGGAGGGGAGGCCCUUGGUGCUGAGACGGUGAGGUUUGGUUCACAUCUUUUAUAAUUUGCUGCAGGUA
Molecule: messenger RNA, 2079 nt
Organism: Lepus europaeus (European hare)
Lineage: Eukaryota; Metazoa; Chordata; Mammalia; Lagomorpha; Leporidae
Gene: SMTNL2
Product: smoothelin like 2
Exons: 8
Coding region: 1-1392 (463 amino acids)
Biological process (GO): actin cytoskeleton organization; positive regulation of vasoconstriction
Cellular component (GO): M band; I band; microtubule organizing center
Molecular function (GO): protein phosphatase 1 binding; tropomyosin binding
Source: RefSeq, a predicted model, not a curated record